AUGGCCACCCCCCGCUUCUCCACAAACGACGUGACAGUCGUCUUCUUCCUCGGCGGCCCAGGCAGCGGAAAGGGCACCCAAUCCGCCAACCUCGUCAAGGACUAUGGCUUCGUUCACCUCUCCGCCGGUGAUCUCCUGCGCGCCGAGCAAAUCCGCGAAGGCAGCCAGUACGGCGACCUGAUUCGCGAGUACAUCCGCGAAGGCAAGAUCGUGCCUAUGGAAGUUACCGCUCGUUUCCUUAUCGAUGGAUUCCCUCGCAAGCUUGACCAGGCUGUUUUCUUCGAAGAAACUGUCUGCCCCUCAGAGCUUGUGUUGUUCCUCGAUUGCCCCGAGGAUGUCAUGGAGUCUAGAUUGCUGAAGCGUGGUGAGACCAGUGGUCGUGACGAUGAUAAUGCGGCUUCUAUUCGCAAGCGCUUCCAUACUUUUGUUGAGACUUCUAUGCCUGUUGUCGACGAUUUCGAGAAGAAGAAUAAGGUCGUCUCGGUCAAGGCUGAUAGCUCGGUUGAGGAGGUCUAUGAGCAUGUUAAGGCGGGUAUUGAGGCUCGUGGUUUGCACCGUCGCUAA
Messenger RNA from Penicillium vulpinum, 564 nucleotides. It is a transcript of the gene ura6, whose product is annotated as uridylate kinase ura6. Gene Ontology annotation, cellular component: nucleus; cytoplasm. Gene Ontology annotation, molecular function: ATP binding; UMP kinase activity. Bases 1 to 564 code for a protein of 187 amino acids. The transcript is spliced from 2 exons. The record is from RefSeq and is a predicted model, not a curated record. NCBI's taxonomy places the organism in Eukaryota, Fungi, Ascomycota, Eurotiomycetes, Eurotiales, Aspergillaceae. Gene Ontology annotation, biological process: CDP biosynthetic process; UDP biosynthetic process.